UAUGCAACUUCAGUAGUAGGCUAUAGCAACUGUAGGCCUAUAUUGAUAUGUGGAUCAUGAGGAGGGAAUGCAGUCUGUUAUAUGCUGCUGUAAGUAAGAUGACCGUUGUAAAGUGGGCAGGAGGGGCCAGGUUUGGAAACUAAACAACCAAAGAAAUUGAUAGAUUCCCUGAACUUAUCUGAGAGGAAAUGAUUGGUCUAAAGUCUAAAUCGACUUAUAAUCAGAACCACUUUUAAAUCGUAGCCUACCUACAGCCCCUUUUUAAAGAUCUUCAAUUCCAGAAGCCUAUAUUUCCAAUGUGGGCGUGCUCAACUUGAAUGUGAAUGAGCCUGACAAGAAUGCAGACCAUUUCAGAGAAGUAACAUACAAGACAUUCGAAUACGGAUACCCAACUAGUCAUUUCAAACUUCUAAUAAUUAAUGAUUAUUUAUUGAUGGGUUAACACUUAACCAGAGGACUUUGUUAUUUGAAUAAUCUAUCAAAUAGGCCUAGAUCAGAUGGAGAGACACGCCACAAUUACUGUGGCCUUCAAUUUUGCAUAUAGGUUUGCUCUCAACCAACAAUUGUACCAUUUAUUAAGGCACUGACUGAAGCAUACAUAACGACAUGGAAAUUAACACAGCGGGUGCGUCAUCAGAAGGUAUUAAAGCUUGGAAUAUUUCAAAUCGACCUCACAAUGUGGCAGAUAUGAAGGGUUUUUCUGUUUCUAUUUAUUUGCUGUUAGCUCUAGGCCUUACUGUUCACCACGGCCUAUCCAGAUACACGAAGGAAUCUUCAGAGUUUAAUUUGGAUGGAGAUUUUUUGCUGGGUGGAUUGUUCAAUAUCCAUCUCGCCAACGGCACUAUUCUGGACAGACCAGAGGCUAUCGAUUGCUCUAGUCAGCCAAUUAACCGGGCCAAUUACCGGAGGUUUCAAGUGAUGAGGUUCACCAUAGAAGAAAUCAAUAACUCAACCGUCCUUCUUCCAAAUGUGAAACUUGGGUAUGAGAUAUUGGACCACUGCUCACCCAUUUACAACUUCCCUGGUGUAUUGGACCUCAUCUCAUUUAACGGAUCGAUCCGGUUCAGCUGGGGGGCAAGUGACUACCGACCCUUAGGCAAGGUGAUGGGCGUGAUCGGUGCGUCUUCCAGCGCCGACAGUCUGGCAAUAGCACCGUUGUUCACGCUCAAAUUAAUUCCCUUGAUCAGUUACGCAGCCUCGAGUUCCGCCCUUUCAUUGAGAGCCAAAUAUCCAGCUUUCCUUCGCACAAUCAGUUCCAACAAAGAUUUGGUGGAUGUGAUUAUUCGGGUCUUGCAGCACUUCAAGUGGACGUGGGUCGCUCUCUUAUACAGCGAUGAGGCAUUUGGAAAAGAUGGUCUUGAAGUGUGCAUUCACGAAGUGGUACCCACGGAGAUAUGCCUGGCGUACAUCGCUGCAAUCGAUGAUAACACGAAUUUCCUCAAUGUAUUCCAACAAAUAGAUCUUCUGAACAUAUCUGUGAUUGUUGUUUAUUCUGUUCAACCGAAAGCGUUGGCCCUGAUUGAGGCGGCAGUAGUACAUAAUGUCACCAACAAAGUGUGGAUAGCGACAGACACUUGGUUCUUUAGCAAAAGUCUUACCAACCGAAGUGAAAUUGAAAGGAUCGGAACUAUAGUGGGAGUCUCUGAGAAAACCGCUAACCUUUCUGGUUUUGAAGACUUUAUAAAUUCAAAAAAUCAUAGGAAGCCCCAUAAUGUAACAGGAGAUUUUGUUUGCGAACAAGAUUGCAACUGUGACGAUAUUACAGGCAAAGACAUACUUGCGGAGGAAGCCUCUUAUAAUUUCCAAGUUUACACAGCUACAUAUGCCAUUGCACAGGCACUUCACAACGUGCUGGAAUGUGACAGGGGCAAGUGCAAGGUCAAUGGUACAGUGUACCCCUACAUGGUUCUAAAUGAAGUGAAGAAGACGAACUUGACGCUUCUUAAUAUGACUAUUCAGUUUAACGAGUUUGGUGGAUUGAAAUUCCCCAGUGUGAACAUAUUUGUCUUGGCUAAGGGCGUUAUCACGCAAGUGGGCUCUUAUGAAACCAAUCCCUCAGUCGUGUUGUCCAUUAACAGCAGCUUGAUUCAGUGGCACGCAAAUGGAACGGUACCUGAAUCAGUGUGCUCUCCUGAAUGUGAUGUUGGAUAUGCAAAAACACCAGAAGGAAUCCACAGAUGUUGCUUUACGUGUGAGAAAUGUAAAAAUGGAACUUAUCUGAACAUCACAGCCGACGCCUAUCGCUGCCAGGAAUGCUCCAUAUCUGAAUGGUCUUUGGCCGGAAGCACAUCCUGCCAGCUCCGCUCGGUGGAGUACAUCCCCUACUCGGACCCCAUGGCCAUCCUGAUCAUUGUUGCCGCCAUGAUUCUGGCGGGGCUCUCGCUGGCCAUCGCUGUUCUCUUCCUCGUCCACCACAACACGCCCGUGGUCAAGUCCGCCGGCGGCCUCAUGUGCUUCAUCAUCCUGGUCUCCCUCGCCCUGUGUACCAUCAGCAUCUUCUUCUACUUCGAAAAGCCGUCCACCGCCAGUUGCAUCCUGAGAUAUCUGCCCUUCGUGUUGUUCUACACCGCCUGUCUGGCGUGCUUCUGGGUUCACGCCUUCCAGAUCGUCUGCGCCUUCAAAAUGGCCGCCAAGUUCCCCAAGUUCUACAGUUUGUAUAUGAAGCACCACGGUCAGUGGUGGCUCAUCGCGCUGCCGGUCCUCCUGCAAGCGGUACUGCUGACGACCGGCUACGCCUCCAGCCCCCCCCAUCCGGUCAACCAGACCGACCUGUACCCGGACAAGAUCCUACUCGCUUGUGGAGUGGGUCAUUCUAUCCUCUUCUCCAUGUCGGCCAUCUUGCUCGCCUUCCUGGUCGUCCUCUGUUUCGCUUUGUCCUACAUGGGGAAAGACCUGCCCAAGAACUACAACGAGGCCAAGGCCAUCACCUUCUGCCUGCUGCUGCUCAUCCUCACCUGGGUCUUCUUCCUCACAGAGUACACCGUCUACCACGGCGAGUACAUCCAGACCCUCAACGCCCUGGCCGUGCUCUUCAGCCUAUACGCCAUCCUGGUCUGUUACUUCCUGCCCAAGUGCUACAUCAUCCUCUUCCAGCCCCAGAACAACACGCCGCACUACUUCCAGGAACUUAUCCAUGAUUAUACCAAACAAAUCAGCAGCCAGUGA
Messenger RNA from Gadus chalcogrammus (walleye pollock), 3165 nucleotides. RefSeq names its product taste receptor type 1 member 1. Gene Ontology annotation, cellular component: membrane. Gene Ontology annotation, biological process: G protein-coupled receptor signaling pathway. Gene Ontology annotation, molecular function: G protein-coupled receptor activity. The transcript has 6 exons. The record is from RefSeq and is a predicted model, not a curated record. The coding region runs from base 607 to 3165 and encodes 852 amino acids. Lineage: Eukaryota; Metazoa; Chordata; Actinopteri; Gadiformes; Gadidae.